Sphenostylis stenocarpa is the source of this 537-nucleotide messenger RNA. The record is from the annotation of a GenBank genome assembly. Lineage: Eukaryota; Viridiplantae; Streptophyta; Magnoliopsida; Fabales; Fabaceae.
AUGAGCCACACCAACCACUCAGGGUUCAUCACAGAAAACCUGUUUUCAUGGAUCUUAACGGCUUCAUUCAUCGUACUUGCUUUGUUUGCCCGGGUGACAAUGGAGGACAAAGUAGAAGGUCCCUCAAGUGACCUUUUCUGCAUCACCGACUGUUCCACAUGCCCUGCAAUAUGUUCACCCCCUCCUCCAACACUGAUCAUAACAACAUCACAUCCUCCACCCUCUCCUUCACCUCCACAUUCUCCUUCAUCACUACCUUAUAGUUCUUAUUUGUCACCACCACCCCUUCCCAAGCCUAAACUAGGACCACCUCCACCACUGUCAUAUUCUCCAGGCGUUCCUCCCCCACCCGCUCCUUUCAAGUCCUACAACACGCCACCUUCAGGUUUGGGACAGCCACAACCUACGGUGGUCUCAGGGCCGCAUGACUUUUCCUAUCCCUAUUACUAUUUCUACGCUUCUGCUGCUUCUUCACCUUCUAUGCAUGCACCUUUUUGUGUCGUGUUAUUCUUCCUAUUCAAUUGUUUUAUAGAAUAA